AUGGCUUCUCUAUCUCUGCCUCCACCUGGUUUUGACGUCGGUAUUGACCGGUUUUCCAGCCUUCCUGUCGAGCUUCUCAUUUGCAUUUCCUCUUACUUGACCAAUCGCGAUCUCAAGUCUCUACGCUUGGCAUGUAGACUCUUGGCUCAAGUCGCUCAUAUCCGUGUGAAUCGUGUUUUUCUCUCCGCCAACCCAUGCAACAUCAGAGUCUUCCGCACAAUCGCAGACGACGAAGAGUUCCGGCAUCAUGUCACCGAGAUCGUAUGGGAUGAUGCUCGUUUUAUCGAGGGCCCAAAGCCGCAUCCCCACCCCACAGGGGAGAUUGAUGAGGCAGACAUAGACCCUGACCAAGGAUGCCCCUACUGGUUUGUCGCGGCAUGUAAAGAGAACAUACAUGACCGAAAUGUGCGGAAGACCUACGACAUAGUGCGGCCAGAUGACGUCGCACGGGGAAAACAAGUUAUUACGCAACUAUCGCUGAAAAGCUGCUGGCAAUUUUACCAGAAUUUGCUCCAGCAGCAGAAAGACGUUCUUUUCUCAAACAGCGAUGUAGACGCGUUUAUCUACGGAAUCGGGCGAUUCCCAAAAUUGAAACGAAUCACCAUCACUCCCGCAGCGCACGGGUGGAUCCAUGCCCCAUUAUAUGAUACCCCUAUGAUUAAGUCCUUUCCGUGUGGAUUUAACUACCCGAUUCCACGGGGAUGGCCGACGUCGAGAGAUUCGCAGAUUCCGCUACACGCCCAUCCAUGGAGAGAAGCCACUGAGGACCGGAAGAACCAAUGGCGUGCAUUCCGAAACGUGGUAUCUGUGCUCGCAAAAAAUAAGCUCUAUGUCCCAGAAUUGGUUCUUGCUGUCAAUCAGCUUCCGACUGGGCUUAACUGUACUAUCUUUGAUCAGCCAUGCGAGGAAUACGACAACCUCCUUACAAUACUGCGGAGCCCUGGAUUUUGUCGUCUAGAUCUUCCACUUCUUGUGGGUGGGCAAGAGCACGAAGACUGGCUCUCAUUCCGGAGCGGUUAUCUUAAGCACGCUUUGUCCGAGGCAAAGAAUAUGAAGUACUUCAGUCUUAGAACAACAGUUGACACCGAUGCCAUACGUGACAUCUCGGGCAAUCCCACCCACUUCAUCCCACUAAAGACUAUCCUCCCUGUGGAGGAGUGGCCAGAACUCCGUUCCUUCAGAUUAUCGGGUUUCCUAGUGAAGCAGGGUGACAUGAUAAAUUUCCUCGCUGGACUGCCGAAGACCACAUGUGUUAUCGAAUUGAGUUUCCUUGAAUUCCUUGAUGGUUGCUGGCAUGGUCUGCUCACUGAAAUACGUGACACAUUAUGUUGGGACCAGCGAGACAAGGAAUCAAGGCCCAAACUCAUUAUUGGUAUAGCGGACUCGAUGCGCAGGGCAGGAUUUGGCAUCUGGCUCGACAACGAGGUGCAAGACUUUAUUUAUGGAGAUGGACCGAACCCUUUUUAUCCCAACUAUGGCGACUACCUAGGAGCAGGAAGAGUGGGAACCUGCCGGGAUACAUUUGAGCCGGGGCGUCCGCGGCGUAAUGUGGAUCGUUUUACUAUAGCUCGGAUGGGGUACUUCAUGGCAGAGCCGUUCGCUGACAUGUUGUAG
Messenger RNA from Penicillium roqueforti, 1614 nucleotides. RefSeq names its product F-box protein. Gene Ontology annotation, molecular function: protein binding. The record is from RefSeq and is a predicted model, not a curated record. Bases 1 to 1614 code for a protein of 537 amino acids. Lineage: Eukaryota; Fungi; Ascomycota; Eurotiomycetes; Eurotiales; Aspergillaceae. The transcript has a single exon.